CAAAGCGUAGGUCCACCGUCCAUACCAAAACUGUCCAAACAAGAUAUAUGGAAGGGUUUGAAUUGGAGAAAUCCGAUUUGGAGAACUUUUCGCAAGUCAUCCGAUUAAGUUAAAAAAAGUAACAAUUUCCUCAUCUCCUGUAUGCGAACUACAAGAUGACCGGACUUGUCCACAUACACCUUUCUAUUGAAAACGCCGCUUUCCUCUAUGGCGGAAGAUGUAAAGUACCGGAAGUCACGUUCGCAGUCCGGAAAGCGCAUGGUUUAUCAUCCUAUUUUGAAAGCCAGGGUCUAUGCAGUGAGGGACCAAUGAGGAGGCAGACUAAGGCGGAAGCGUGUUGGAUGGUGGUGACGUGGUGAGGUGGUGAUUGUUCCUUUCGGGGAAAGAAAAGGCGGCGUGAAGCAACUGCACAAGUCUUCUGCUGGAUCAGCUUCCGCUGCCUUUUUGGACUCCCAGAUUCCCCUCGAUGACCUGACAGUGUUCUGAGUGGCCUCAAUUAUGAUUCAAGGAAUAAGAGGAUUGCGGUCACGCAGUAUGGGAAAAUCCUACUUUUGAAGAGAUCAGGUACAUCUCACUUUAUAGUCCUUACAUCAGGCCAUGUUGUGAAAUUGAUGCGUGGAACAUUUCAUGAAUAUUCUCCAAAGAAACAUGAACAAGGUGAUAUCUGCCAAAUGUGGUGCAGCAAACCUAUUUCUCAGCUGCAGAAAUACUGUGACAUAAUUAAAAUAUGCACAUUUAGACCACUUUUAUUUAUACCUCAUCGUGAUCCUACUAAGAAAUGCCAUGAUCCCAGUUGCCAAUUUGAGGAGCUAAAUUUGGAGAAACGCUCUCAAAUUGAGAUUUUAGAAGAUGUUACUGAUAUAGUAAAAAAAUUUGCUGAUGAUCAACUUUUCAUCAAUGGAAUAUUGACAACUGAAACUGAUUUAGAGAAGGGAAUACUUAGAACUUCUGAAGUUUUAGAGUGGAUGAAAUAUGCAGAUCACAUUGGCAUUUUACAGAAAUUAAGGAAACUUGCAGAUUAUUGUUGUUGGUCUAUCCUCAAACUGUUCUUUUCUGCAUAUAAGUAUUAUAUAAGUAAAGUUACUUUGGAGGACUACAAUUUAGUAGAAGCCUUUGAAUCUUAUUAUUGUGACAACUGUAUGAUGAACAGUGAGAAUAUGAAAAAAAGAGGAAAUGAAGCAUUUGCUAAGGAUAAAUUUGAUAGUGCAGUCACUUUCUAUACAAAAGCUAUAGAACUAUGGCCUGAAAAUCACUUUCUUUAUGGCAAUCGAGCUCUCUGUUUUCUCCGAAUUGGACAGUAUCGAAAAGCCUUGUGUGAUGGAAAGAGAGCAAUUAUUUUGAAGCCCUCUUGGCCUAAGGGACAUUAUCGAUUUUGUGAUGCUUUAUCAUUCUUGGGUGAGCAUAGGAAGGCAUUAGAAGCCAAUGAGAGAGGUCAGAUCCUGUGCAGAGAGAAUCCUGAAGGAGUGAAGGGUCUUAUUGAGCAACAUGAGAAGCUUAAAAACCAAAUGGAAGACGCUAGAGGUAUAAAGCAAAAUAAAUACAGACUAAAGAAACAACUGUUGCAGAAAAAUUCUUCAGAGUAUGUGUCAGUUGGUAAUCAAGAAUCAAAAAAAUCUCACAACGAAAACAAAAAACUAUGUGAUUCUCAUCACCAUCCUAGCCAGCAGAAGCAAACAAAUAUGGUUGGAAGUAUAAAAACUAGAGUUGGUAGAGAAAACAUAGAUCAUUUAUCAGUUUUUCCAGCAGAAGUAAGUGAAAUCCAAAAAAGCAAAGAAGCCAAAUGGAUGAUUCUGAAAGCUGAAGUAAAUGUUCUUUUUGUAUUAUGUAGUCAAAGCAAUGCAGCAACAUUAGAACAAGUGAAUUUGAAAACUGAUUCUAAAAAAGUUGUAGAGAAACAUAACUUACAAUGUGGAAAUGUGCAACAGGAGAGUGUCCUGAACCUUGCUCUCGUUGAUUAUGUUGUGAUCAUGUAUGGAUAUGCCUGCGCUCUCCUAGGAAUAGGACAGCCUGAGGAACUAAGCAAAGCCAAAUAUCAUUUUGAUAAAAUAAUUGAGCAAUAUCAGAAAGUGAGAUUCAACUGCUUGGCACAAUUAGGAAUUGGAAAAGUAUAUUUGAGACAAAAUCGAUUUUCUGAAGCUCUAGACCAAUUCAUGAAGUCAAAAACUAUGGUUAAUCUUAAGAUUGUACCUGGAGUACUGACAUGGCCUACGACGUCAGUAAUAAUAAAAGAGACAAGGUCAGAAGCAUUACAAGUUAUAUUGGAAGAUUGUAUUACAGAAUGCAAGUUUUCCCCAAAACCAAAUGCAGUAUGUCGUUAUCAGCAAUGCCAAGCACAUAAAGUCAAAAUAUAUUUUAAUGACCCAGUUUUCAAGGGUUUUAUACGUAUUGCCUGCUGUAAACAGUGGUAUGUAGAAUUUCAUUUAAGCUGCUGGAAAAAAGUAAAAGCUACAAGAUAUUGUGAUAAAAUUCCACAGGAUAUUCUUCAAGAGACGUGUUUCACUCCAGAUUGUAGCGGCCUUAUUUCUAAAAUCACUGUCUUCAGUUCUUCUGGUAUUGUCAAAUGUGAAUUUGAACAUAAAAUAAUAACCAAGAAUCCUCCAAGGCCUGUUCUAAAACAGAAAUGCUCGAGUUUUAGGAAGUUACAAGUAAAGAGGAGAAAAAAACUAAGAAGGAAAUUUAUAAAAGAAGCAGUGUCCUUCAGAAAUCUUGACGUAUUUCACAGAAGUAACAUUGUGGCAAAAGAUGAUAGCUUUAAAGGAUACAAUCUACAACUUAUUGGACGGUAUAAAAUGACCAUACAAGAUGGUGUACAUGAUGCCUUCAAACUUCUGAUUGAAUUGCUUUCAUGGUGGGUACUUAGUGAAGAGGAUUAUGCACUCUUUUCAACAAGUCGUCUAUCAUCCCUGAAAUAAUGGACACCAGUCAUAAGCUUUUUAAUUGCUAAAAAUGAUAGAGUGAAGACAAGUUUUUGUACAGUUGUAAGUGCAUUUGAAGAAGUGGAUCCUAAGCUACAUGACUGGAUGAAACAUCUUGAUAAUAAUGGUUUAAAAGCUACUGAAUUUUUUUUCUCAGAAUAUUUCACUUACAUUCUAUUGAUUGAUUUUAAAUCAGUAGCAGUCCUCUGGAAUGAGAAAUAUGGUAUUAAACUCAGCAGAACAUUCACUUGCUUAUCUGAAGAUGUACAUGAAAUAAUAACAUGCUUAGAGAAGUUGUCACUUAUGGAACUUCGCUGCUUAAUAUGGUUAUUAGAAGAAAAUAGAAAGUGUUUCCCAUUUCUUCAUCAAUGUUUAGAUGACUAUUUUGAUAACCUGGAUAAUCCUUUUAUUGUGUUAAGGAAGGAAUAUACUGAAACUACUUCAAAUAAUGCUAUCAAAGUUAAAAACAAAAACCGGAAAAAAUCAAAAGAAUCCAAGGCUAUUUUAGUUGUCUCUGGUGGAGUUGGUACAGUAGCUCAAGAAGAAGACAAUAUAUUUUCUGAAGAAAAUACGUUAAGUUUUAUGAAUCCACAUGAGCCUUUUAGAAUCCCAGAUGAUCUUCAAGAACAAGUUAUGAUGUUUGAAGCGUUGUAUAAUACUGCUUCUUCUAACAACAGUUAUCAGAGAAUUUUGGACAAUUACCCAGAUCCAACUUGUGAAAGCUUAUAUGAAACAAGUUGCAUUGUAAUGGCUUCAAACAUUGCAUUUUGUUUACAGUUCUCUUUUGACCAAGUUUCUACUAGCAACAUGGAAAGGGAAGUGGGGCAGUCCCAGAUGACUACUUCCUUGAAAUCUCUGCAUUUAUUUUCUCAAAUCUUGGAAGAACAUGGUCCCAUGGAAAUUGAUAAUCCACUAUUAGUUGGGGAAUAUGAAGAUUUCCCCACAGACACUCGUAAGAUAGUGGAGAAUGCCGGUGGUCUAAAAUCUUUUCUUCUGGGAUCUCUACGUUUUGUUAUGGUGGAUGAUCUUAUUGGAUUGAUGAAACAUGCAAUUAUGCUGCAGGAAAAUACAGAAGUAAUUGAAAUGGAUGAAAAUAAUUAUUCAGAGAGCCCGUACUGCCACGAAAACAAUUUCCAUAGCAUUUCCAGUUUAAAUCCAACUGCUAAGGAAUUUAAGCCUGUCUCUUUUAUUAAUAAGCCUUAUAUUUCAACAUCUACAGAUAAUUUAGAAUAUGUGACUAUUAGCCAGUCCUAUAGUCCUUUUGCUUCCUCAUAUUCCUUUUCUAGUCAAACUGACACUGCACCAGCCGUAUCUGACAAUCAUACAAUAUUUAUGAAUGAAAUUGAUUCAGAAUAUGUAAAUGAGAGACUAUCUCCAGUGCCAUUUAUGCCAGAUAUUUCUGAAGAAACCAAUUAUAUAUAUAUAGAUUGUAACACUUAUCUUGAUGCUGAUUCAGAAGCAACACAUAACAAGUGUAAUGUUGAUAACUUUACCACAGCUGAUCAAGUACAUACAUUUCAGAGCAGUCCUUGUAUAACAGUGAAAUCAGACAUUCACACUUGCACAAAAAAUCUUGACCAGACUGAGGACCAUGGUUGUAAUGAUGCUGAAUGCAGUUCUGUUACUAAAAUAAAAACAGAGAAUAAAUAUCUAGCAAGAAACAAUCCCCGUUCAAGGAUGAUUGCUAUACAGGUGGAUCAAGAACAAACAGAUGCUGGAGUUAAUACUUUACCUCUUCAUCCUUAUGAAAGCCAACAAGGAGAUAUGUUACGUAUGGAGAAAGAAUAUCAUGUACUACAAAAACAACUUAAAGAAGCAAUUGAAAAGUAUGAACAACUUAAACGUCGAAGUUCCAAAGAGACCAGUAUUUUAGAGGAAGAGUUAUCACUACUUAUUGAAGGAAACAAGCUCAGCAAGAGAGAAUUGGAUUGGUUUCAUCAAGAUGCAGAAGUGAACUUUAAAAAAUGGCAACAAGAAAAAAAAGAAAAACAAGAAGGAAUAAAAACAGGAAAACAUAAAGUCAGAAAGCUGAUAGAAACCAAUGAAACAUAUAUGAAAAUUAUUGAUGAGAAGGAUAAACAGUACAAAGCGUAUUUGGAUGAAUUUCUAGAGAUCAGCAAUAGGUUUGAAUGUGAAAAAAUCAAAAUGGAGGAAGCUAUAAAGAAGACCCAGGAUUAUCAGCAAGAAUGUGUUAAAAGAGCAAUAGCAGCUGAGGUGUCAGUACUUGAAAACUGGAAAGAGAAAGAAUUCUAUAAACUAAGCAGAAAAUCAACAAAUGCCAAAGCCAAUCUUAAAUAUCUAAAAUUCAUGACCAGUCAUUCUGCAACACCUCAGUCAAAAUUACAGAUUGAUUCUUGGGAGUCAUUUAUUUCCAAUAUUGGAGAAGAAAAGAAAAAAAUAGAGAGUCAGUUUGAAGAGAGGAUUUAUGUAGUAAAAAACGGUGAUCUCCUAAAUCGUAUCACCCCAGUAGAAACUGGAGAUCUUCAGCCACCUACUGGUUUGUCACUAGCAACUCUUGAGAAGUCUCCUAUUAAUGAUCCAGCCAUCAUAAUGUGUUCAGCUGCCGCUCCGCAGUCUGCUCAUUUUCACAUGUUAAUGACAAUUACUCCUUAUCUUCCAAAGCUAAAACUCACACUGGCAAUAAAAAUCAAGAGGCUCCUUCAGAUAAAGACAUUGGAGAACUUGCCUGCUGAAUGCAGACAAGCUCACUUCUGAUAAAGUAUGCUUGCCUCAAUCACUAGGAAAUUCAGGGAAGACGUCUUCAGAAUAUCCAUCCACUGGCAUAGCAUUUUAGAGGAACGAGCAAGAAGCUGGCAGAAUUGGACUCUGCUACAAUUCUAAACAAGCCAAUCCUCAGAAAGCUAUCUGAAAAUAUCAUUGACCAACUUAGAAUUAUAUUUCCAUACCACACAAGGUUAAUCUACAGUAGAAAAAAAGGGAUAGCUCGCACUGUAGUUAAAAAUCAUGUUGUGUGCAUGUGUAAAAUCUAGUUAGAAUUGUACAAUUAUAAUUUAAAUGUACUCCGGCACAAAUUUUUAGAAAUAGUUACUAUUUUUGCUUGUCCUAAUAUGAUUUUAAAGUUAAGAGAAAAUUUGAAAUGGUUCUUCUUGUCAUUAUCUUAAGCAAUUUUUAACUGCCUGAAAUUUGUGGGGGUUUUGAACUGUGGUUCAGUAUGGGCAAAAAUUAAAUGUGCCAGUGGUGGGUUUUCUGUUUUUUUUACUACCAGUUCG
Thamnophis elegans (Western terrestrial garter snake) is the source of this 6145-nucleotide messenger RNA. It is a transcript of the gene TTC3, whose product is annotated as tetratricopeptide repeat domain 3. Lineage: Eukaryota; Metazoa; Chordata; Lepidosauria; Squamata; Natricidae. The record is from RefSeq and is a predicted model, not a curated record. Gene Ontology annotation, molecular function: protein binding.